Symbiodinium necroappetens is the source of this 2166-nucleotide messenger RNA. The record is from the annotation of a GenBank genome assembly. NCBI's taxonomy places the organism in Eukaryota, Dinophyceae, Suessiales, Symbiodiniaceae.
AUGGUGGUGGUUGAGUCCGAAGGGCCAUGUGGAUGCUUCGAGGAAGUGAAAUCAUCACGCGAAUCACGUGGUGACAGCUGGGUGCAAGUUGGUUCAGGCAAAGGCGCCUAUGAGAGAGUGACGAGCCUCAAGUUUGUUGGAGCUGGAAAGGGUAGCAUUGACAAGGAAGUGGUGGUCCCGAAUCGAUUCGGCGGAGUAUGUGGUGCAGUGGUAUGUUUGAUGAUGGUUCCCGUUCUGAUAGGCUUGGUGUGGAUUCUCUUUCUCAUCAGAAAACCCGCACCUGGACAAGACGCUGGGUUUGACGUCGUCCUUCCACCUGCUGUGCCGGACUGUGACGAUGGAUUCAGCAAUUGGAAGAGCAUCUGGGAUGAGGGCAAGAAGAAAUAUUGCUGCUCCCAUCACGGAAGAGGCUGUCCUGAACCACGCGUGAAGAUUGUGCCGAAAGUGAAGUAUAACGACGUGUCUGUCCCAAUCCCGUACAAAGUUCAUGUCCGGGUUCCUGUGCCCACGGUGGUGAACAAGAAGGUCGUCGUAGAGGAGCCACCGCCAUAUACAUGCGAAAAAGACUCGCCCGUAGAUUCGUGGAGCUCUCGACAUCGACGCUACUGCUGCUACCUGAAGCAGUUAGGCUGCCGCCCGCAGAUCGUGAACCACAAUGUGUACCACAGAAUUGUCAAGGUGAAAGAAGUCAAGGUGCCCCACUACUUGCCACCAAAGGCAUCCAAGACCAAGAUCACAUACAAGGAGAUACCGUACCCAGUGCCUGAGGUUCCCAAAGUUCAGACCGUCAGAGUCCCGGGACCUGUAAUUGUCAGAACCAGAUAUGUCGAGGUUCCCAAGGUUGUACAUGUUCCAGCACCUGGAGACGUCGAGGUAGUGCGCAAGCCAGUACCGGUAUCGGUACCUUCGAAGCCUAUCGUGGUGAAGCUGCCUCCCGUCUCGCACCAUCGUGACGACUACAACUGCCAUGCCGGUUACUCCAACUGGUACUUCGGCUGGUCUAAAGUGAAGAAGGAAUGGUGUUGCGACCAUGAGGAGAGGGGAUGCCCUGGCACAUGGCACGGAAGCCUCCACAUCCAUCAUGUUCACAUGUCGGGUGUGGGCAGUGCCACCGGGAAAAUCUACGACUGUGAUGCUGGCUUCUCGAACUGGCUUCAGGGUUGGUCUGACUCCAAGAAGAAGUGGUGCUGCAGUAACAAGGACAAAGGCUGUCCCAAGUACUACUGUGAUGGAGAUGAUAGCAGUGACUGGACCGAAGACAAGCAGUCAUGGUGCUGCGAGACCUUUCAGAAAGGCUGUGCCAGCACGACGCUUUCACGCCUGGGCUGCGAAGCACCUUGCACCCUGCAUGGCGACACCUCUACGUGCAAGAGUCGAAUGCAUUGGGCUCGAGGGAAGGUUUUCGGAGGCCAGGCCAAUGCUUGCUCCUUGGCGUACAGCAAGAUUCAGGUGGAGUGUGAUGUGUGCAGAGCUUGCACCAUACAAGAGAUCGGCUGUGAUGUGCAUGUCGCAACAUCGGCUGCCUUCGAUUGUGAUGCAGCAUUCAACAACUUCUUCAGAGCAUGGUCGCCCGCGAAAAAGCAUUGGUGCUGCACUGUGAAGCACAAAGGCUGCGAAGGGAAAUCGCCACCACAUGUGGAUGCCGGUUUUGGCAUGGCAUGGAAAAGGGUUCAAGUCAAUGGGUAUUGGGUAUGGACUGCAGUGCACGUCGGAGGCGUGAGCAUGCCGUACGACUGUCAUGCUGGCCUGGUGCACCACCUCACCGGCUGGUCCCACGGUAAGAAGUCUUGGUGCUGCCAGAACCAGCACUUGGGCUGUGGGGCACUAUCCACGGCGACGCAUGCAACUCAUGUGACGACUGUGACGCAUGUUUUCCACGGAGGUGCAGGGGCUGGGGGGGCAGCCGGAGCUGCCGGAGCAUCCGGAGCUGCUGGAGCAGCCGGAGCAGCAGGAGCAGCAGGAGGAGGAGCUGGAGGUGGCCAUGGCAAUCCCCCAGGUGUCGCUGCAGAUGGGAUGGUUUGGCAGUGGCAUAACCACUGGAUCCAGGUCCACGCAGAUGGCGACUUGCCCUUUAAUUGUGGUGCUGGCUUGGCGAAAUGGAAAGUUGGCUGGUCAGCACCAAAGAAGAAGUGGUGCUGCAACCAUGUCGGAGUUGCCUGCCUUUAA